Messenger RNA from Camellia sinensis, 1128 nucleotides. The record is from RefSeq and is a predicted model, not a curated record. NCBI's taxonomy places the organism in Eukaryota, Viridiplantae, Streptophyta, Magnoliopsida, Ericales, Theaceae.
AUGGUUGGGCUUAUACGAUCACCUGCAAGCACUUUCAGAGAAGAAGAAUCCAUUGAUAGCAAGCAGCAAGGAAGAAGCAAGGAAGAGGGGGUUAACAGAGGAAAGGGAUUAUGUUUUGAGCGAGUUGACGAAUUUGAUGGUGAUGAACCCGUUGUCAAUGAUAUUGAUGGCAAUGAAGAGCAAACGAACAUUCCUACCGUUGAACACCACACGGACAUUCCUGAUGUUGACCAUCCCAUGGACAUGCUUAGUUCAAGUGAAGUGGUUGCUACACCUUUUCUCAGGGGCCUAGUUGGUCCUUCCAUUCCGACAAAUUUUAGUUGUCAUGUAGCAGCCAAAAUUUGGAAUAAUGAGGUAGUUGUAUCUACUUUUGUUGAAAGAUGGCAACCUGAGACUAAUAGUUUCCACAUGCCAUUUGGUGAGAUGUUCGCGUCAUUAGAUGAUGUAAGUACCAUAUUAGGAAUUCCUAUGACUGGUACAUCUGUUUCAACUAAUAACUUGUCACGAGAUGAAGCUGUAAAGGUGUUGGUUAAGUUAUUGGGAGUGUCAAAAGAUGAUGCAGUUGUUGAGUUGAAGGAAGCGCAAGGCCAAUUAGUGCCAUUAGAAUGGUUGCAUGAAAAUUUUCAAUCAGUUUCAAAUGCGGAUUCGAAUGAUUUCAUUCAUUAUGCAGCGAGGGCAUAUUUAUUAUUAUUGUUAGGUUGUACCUUGUUCGUUGACAAGACUACAAUUCGUGUUUCUGUGGUGUAUCUCAAGUUGCUCGAGGAUUUGAAUUUAGUUCAUUCGUAUGCUUGGGGUGCAGCUGCGUUGGCUUUUUUGUAUAAGCAAUUGGGUAUGGCAACAAAGUCUACUGUCAGACAAAUUGCAGGAUACAUGACACUGUUGGAGGCUUGGAUCUACGAACAUUUUAUAUGUUUAUUGCAAGAGGAGCUUGAUAGAUUGGAGGCUCAUGAGGUUAUUUGGGAUCCAUAUAUUAGUAAACGUGACAACCAUCCAUUUGCUGAAGUUGCUUACUAUACUGGAUUGCUAAAAUGCAUAGAUAUUGUUGAACCCUAUCAUCCAGAUAGGUUUUUGAGACAGUUUGGAAGGAUGCAAACUAUUCUCCCACCUCCACUUUCUCCUGUUUCAUGA